AUGCUCUACUCCACCACCGCUAAGCUUGCCCUUGCGGCCAUGACCGCCGGCAUUGCCCAGGCCAAGUACACCAUCGAAUCCACCUUCGAUGCCUCCAACUUCUUCGACGAGAUGAACUUCUUCUCUGCCUCUGACCCAACCAACGGCCACGUCAACUACGUGGACCGGGCUACUGCCGAGAGCCUCGGCCUUGCCGCGAUCAAGAACGGCGCCGUCUACAUGGGCGCUGAUUACGCCGAGACCAACCCAUCUGGUGGACGCAAGUCCGUCCGCGUCGCCACGAAAAAGGCAUGGACUCACGGUCUCUUCAUUGGAGACUUUGCUCACAUGCCUGCUGCAUCGUGUGGCACGUGGCCUGCCUUCUGGAGCACGUUAGAGGCUGACUGGCCCAACUCUGGCGAGAUCGACAUCUUGGAGGGUGUCUCCACCCAGGAGUCGACCGCGGUUACCCUACACACCAGCCAGGGCUGCACAAUCAACAACGACGGCACUGACUCUACCACCACCCUCAAGGGGACCGACUGUGGCGCCUCCGGGGCCUCUGUCGGCUGCUCCCAGAUGACCUCCAACACCCAGAACUACGGAGACGGCUUCAACGCCAUCGGCGGCGGCAUCUACGCCAUGGAGUGGAACAGCGACUUCAUCGCCGUCUGGUUCUUCCCCCGCAGCUCCAUCCCGGCCGACAUCACUGCUGGCAGCCCCGACCCUACUACCUGGGCUAAGCCCGCCGCCAAGUUCAACGGCGGCAGCGGCUGCAACAUCGACAGCUACUUCAAGGAGCACAACGUCAUCUUCACCAACACCUUCUGCGGCGACUGGGCCGGCGCUGUCUGGAACGAGAACGCAGAGUGCUCCGCCCUCGCCUCCACCUGCGUCGACUACGUGAGCAACAACCCCGCUGCCUUCAAGGAUGCCUACUGGCUCGUCAACUCCGUCAAGGUCUACACCGAGGGCGGCGACUCCCCGAGCCCUUCCUCAUCCUCAACCCCUUCCGCCAGCUCCCCCUCCACCCCCAAGCCCACCACUUCGGGAACUCCCAUCUCCAGCGUCCCGGUCGUCUCGAGCGCUCCUGUCUCCAGUGCCCCCGUCGUCAGCGCUACCUCUGCUCCCCGGCCCACCCGCACCUGGUCCUGGGGAGGCCGACCCAACUUCACCAGGUCGGCCCAGGCUUAA
Messenger RNA from Clonostachys rhizophaga, 1173 nucleotides. NCBI's taxonomy places the organism in Eukaryota, Fungi, Ascomycota, Sordariomycetes, Hypocreales, Bionectriaceae. The record is from the annotation of a GenBank genome assembly.